CUCUAUUUAAGCUUAGCUACGAGGAUGUCGUAAGCAAGCCGUCACAAUGUAGUCGUUCAAUAAAACGUCAGCUGUGAGCUCUUAUGAGCUCACUGUGGAUUAGUCUCGAUCAAUCGAUCGAGGAUACCACGUAAAAAUCCCUUGUGUUCUGUGUUCGUUUCAAUUCCGCAUCAUCAAAUUCUUCAUAGUAUCAGAGCUGUAGAUCCAGCUUGUCUUCCGCACAUCAGCGAUGUUCAUCCCGCUGGCUUGUUUUGUUCAUCAGCGAUGUUAUUCCGCUGAGCAUAGUCGACCUAGGCGAAGUCCAUUCCGCCGUGGGUCAUCAAUCGCCAAUCAUUCGUGGUUGUUGUCAUCAGGAGAGCCGAGGUUCAUUCCGGCCUCCAACUCUGUCUCCGGCAACUGGGUUCACGCCAUCAACGACGACUCCGUGGGCUCGUCGCAAGUCACCAAUCGCCAUCCCCACCAGAUCGAUGCUCUUUUCCCACAGAUCAGCCUCCGAAAUCGACGUCGGCCGCUCAGAUUCGAUCUCCCGCCGUCGCGACUUCUCUGCCUGUGCUGCCGUAGUCUUCUGUCUCCGCUUUCGAAGGAACAAUGACGAAGUCCUUCCGGCUGUCGCUUCUUCCUUCCUCGUCGCCAGGAGAGCAGAUGUCCACUCCGGUCUCCGACUGCGUACCGUCGUCGUUGCCGUCAAGACGAGAUCUCUCGAUCCGCCAUCAGAUCCAGCCGAUGCGCCAUCAUCAGAAGAACCAUCGUCGCCGGCCGUUCUUUUUGGACAAUAAUUGUUCAAAAGAGACGAAGGAGAUGGGACAAGAGAAACAAAAGGGUUAGCGUGGAUCAGAAGUGGCGGAAGCAACCAACAGAAGGGUUUCACCUUCAAGCUUCAUCUCUUCCGUGGGCUUCAAUAGGUUGGGCCUAUUCUGUCUCUAGUCUCACUAAAAUUGGUUUAAUGGGCUCUAAGACCUUUCAUUGGGGUUAGACCUUUUAUCGGGUAUAAGAAGCAACAACUUUUGAAGAAAAAUCACAAGAGCAGGAUGUCUUGAGCACUUUAUCAACGUUUGGUGGUGAUUUACACAGUUCCUUCCCAAUUAGUUUUUUUUUGUCAGUUUGUUGUUUUCACUUUGCAGAGGAAAGCAAGCGAAUCCCCAAUCAUAAAAGCAGUGAAGAGGCCUUCACGAUCCAUAAAAUGGUCGAUCCAUAAAAUGGUCGUCCCCUGGCGUUCAAAAAGGUAGUACGAUAAGAGAAGUUAUCGUCCCUUUAUCGUCCAGCUGGCAUUCACGAUCCAAGAAAUGGUCGUCCCCUCUUCGGAUUCAUUAUUGGGCACGUAUCAACCAUUCAUCGCUUUUCAAGCAGGGCAUUCACGAUGUUCAUGCUCCAACUUGAGGGGGAGAAUAGGAGGUCAACAUACGUCGGUCGACUACCUUAGUCAUCAGGUUGACCGCGAUGUACCAAGUGUGUUCAAGUUCAAGAGACGUAGUCAAUCGUCUCCAUGAUUAGGUUGUUCAGAGAGAGUCAGUCGUCUCCAAUCAACCUUGUCCGAGAUGUUAUUCAUCUCGAGUUUUGUGGUUCAAGCUAUCAUGCUUGUUCUUCACAUUUACUUCUUCAAGCUCGACAUUCUUGUCGUUCAUGUCUUCGCUUGAGGGGGAGUGUUGCGGUUACUUAAACCGUAUUAGUGGGCCUUGUUGGGCCUUGUCCGAGUUGUAGUAGGUAUGGAUAUGCGGCCGUACUCGACUCUUCUCAUUAGGAUUUUAACCCUAGUCUAUCUCUAUUUAAGCUUAGCUACGAGGAUGUCGUAAGCAAGCCGUCACAAUGUAGUCGUUCAAUAAAACGUCAGCUGUGAGCUCUUAUGAGCUCACCGUGGAUUAGUCUCGAUCAAUCGAUCGAGGAUACCACGUAAAAAUCCCUUGUGUUCUGUGUUCGUUUCAAUUCCGCAUCAUCGCAAGCCGUCACAAUGUAGUCGUUCAAUAAAACAUCAGCUGUGAGCUCUUAUGAGCUCACCGUGGAUUAGUCUCGAUCAAUCGAUCGAGGAUACCACGUAAAAAUCCCUUGUGUUCUGUGUUCGUUUCAAUUCCGCAUCAUCAAAUUCUUCAGCUGGUGGCGGCGGAUAUCAUCGUCUGUCGAUUGUUUUCAUGGACAGCUGCAUCCAAAGGCUCGAGGAAACUAAAAGCACAAAGAAGAAGCAGGAGAACGAAAACAGCCUUUAUUUUCAUUGCGGUUUUCGCCUAUGGACAAGUGGGUGAGUGUUACCGUCGAGCUAUUGCACUAUUUAUAAUAUUAAUCAUGGAAGCCUAAUGAGCAAUUAAUUACUUCUUUAUCUAUAGGAGUUGCCAUAUUGAUAAUUACUUAUUUUAAUACAUGUUUCGAGUACUAAUUAAACUAUUAUUACUUGGAUGAAUAGCUUGAGCCUCGAGCCAGAAAGGACCCCAAACAACAAUAAACUCAUUCGUUCAUU
Linum trigynum is the source of this 2446-nucleotide messenger RNA. The record is from the annotation of a GenBank genome assembly. Lineage: Eukaryota; Viridiplantae; Streptophyta; Magnoliopsida; Malpighiales; Linaceae.